Molecule: messenger RNA, 1869 nt
Organism: Lingula anatina
Lineage: Eukaryota; Metazoa; Brachiopoda; Lingulata; Lingulida; Lingulidae
Biological process (GO): regulation of transcription by RNA polymerase II
Molecular function (GO): protein binding; RNA polymerase II cis-regulatory region sequence-specific DNA binding; DNA-binding transcription factor activity, RNA polymerase II-specific
Source: RefSeq, a predicted model, not a curated record
UAUGGCCGCACGUCGUCGACGUUCAUUUUGAGCAAGGUGCCAGUUAAGUUUAACUACUAUCUCUUAUUGUUCGCAGGCGGAAGCAGCUAUCCAGUGAGUACCAGUAAAACAUGGUACAGGAUGCUUCCAAUCCAGACCAAGUCCUCACAUUUUGAAUCAAUCCUAGCAGAAUUGAAUAAGCAGCGCCUGUCCAAAGUCCACUGUGAUGUGUCUCUGGUUAGUGAUCUAGGUGUGACAUUCCCAGCUCAUCGCUGUGUCUUAGCAGCCAGUUGUGGAUAUUUCCGUGAUCUACUAAACCAGCAGAGAGCAGGGUCAAUCUUAGUCCUCAAUGACUAUAGCACAGAAGCAUUGCAGCUCUUCAUUGAGGUCAUAUACACUGGCAGGUUUCAGCUGCCCAAAAACAUAGACAAUGAGGAGGAUGUAAAAAAGCUGAGACAUUUAGCUACUCUUUUGGAUUUACAGACUGCUGUUCAGCUUUGUGAUGAAUACCUCCGUGGAGUUCAAUUUUUCAAACCAAAAAGUCGACGCAAAACUAACAAACAAAAAAGCCAACGUAAAUUAAAGAAACCCUCUUCUAAUCAAUUGACAAAUGAGUCUGCAGAGCCUGAAAAAGAAGAAAAGGAAAUUAAAACUGAUACAAUUGCUACAAAUGUACCAACUGAUGAUAAUGAUGAUGAUGAUGGGGAUGAAUUACAAACUGAUGAUGAGGGGGAAGAAUCUCCAGUUGAUGUUGGAAUGAUUGAAGAUGAUAGUGUUGAAUACAUACCAACUGGGUCUGCAGCAAAGCAGUGUUUUGAUGAUGAAACGAACACAAAGGGUAUAAGAAAAUCACUACGCAUUGUAAAACGAAAAGUGAAAAAAUACCCUGAAGAGGAACAAAUAGCGAAACCAAGAAGAAAAAUUAAAAAGAGGAAAGUGCAAGAUGAUAGUGAUUCUGAUCUAGAUGAUAGUAUUGUUGUAGAGAGUGGUGCAGAUUUGGCUCCUUCUCAGCCUGUUGAUCCUGUGACAGAGGCUCUGAAUGUGGCUUUUGGUAUAACAUCUGACUUAGGAAAAGAAACCAACCCAACACCAGAUCCAGUGGAGGUUGAACAAACUUUUGACAAGAUUUUGAAAAUGUUGGCUGUUCAUAGACCACAACAAAAAAUAGAGAAAAGAGGAAGAAAGCCCAAAAUUAAGGUAGAGGAAAAGGAAAGCAAGGUAGCAAUGGAUGGGGAACUUUUCAGAGAAAAUGAUCAGUCAGUUCUUGAAAAGUUUGCUGAAAUUACAACAAAGGUUGCAGAGCAGGAAGGACAGACACUUUUGAUAAAUGGGACCAUUUCUACUGAAAGUUCAGAUUUUGAUACCAAGGUCAGUAAAUCCUUCAAGUCAAUCCAAGAGCAAAUUAAAAAGAGAAAACUAACUGAAAAUAGUGAAGUGUCAGUCAACCUUGGCUUAAAGAAGAAGCCAGCCAGUGCACAAGAAGAAGAAGAAUGGCGAAAUUGUUUAUACUGCAAACAGUUUAGGGGUAAAAGAAAGGGAAGAUUUGAGUUCCAUGCAAGAUAUUGCAACAGCCAGUAUCGAUGUCAACUUUGCUACAAACCUUUUCUCAAUGAGUUUGAUAUGAAGAGGCAUCAUUGUGCAAAAGAAAAGAAAAGUGUCAUUUGUGAACAGUGUGGGAAGACCUUGACCAACUGCUAUGCUUUAGCUCUCCAUAUGCAAGUACAUUCAGGAGUGAAGAAACAUGCUUGUCAGCACUGUGGAAAGCUUUUCCUACGAGCAUGCCAGUUGAAGGCUCAUGUAGUCCAUGUUCACACAACAGAACGUCCCCAUAAGUGUGUCCACUGUGGCAAGGCAUUUNCAGGUUUCUCAGAUUGUGGUGACUUGAUUUGA